Molecule: messenger RNA, 1830 nt
Organism: Carya illinoinensis
Lineage: Eukaryota; Viridiplantae; Streptophyta; Magnoliopsida; Fagales; Juglandaceae
Exons: 7
Coding region: 1-1830 (609 amino acids)
Molecular function (GO): RNA-DNA hybrid ribonuclease activity; nucleic acid binding
Source: RefSeq, a predicted model, not a curated record
AUGGUCCAUUCUAUUAAUAAAACCACUAUAGGGGGUAAUGUCUUGGUUAAGCUUGAUAUGUCCAAGGCUUAUGAUAGAGUUAAUUGGAGGUUCCUUAUUCAGGUUCUGGAGUCCUUUGGGUUUUCUCCUCAGUUUUGCGCUUUGAUAAACCUUUGUAUUUCCUCACCUUGGUAUUCUAUUAUGAUGAAUGGUACUUCCUUGGGUUUCUUUAAGGGCGAGCGUGGUCUGAGGCAGGGCGAUCCGCUGUCUCCUUACUUAUUUGUCAUUAUGCAGGAGACACUAUCUCGGUUGCUCAAGAAUGCUUUUGAGAAUGGUAAAAUUGGCAAGUUUUCUCAAGCUAGAGGCACGCCUUUUGUUUCCCACCUUAUGUAUGCGGAUGAUAUUAUUAUUUUCUCUAAUGGUGGGAAGAAGUCUAUGAGAGGGUUGAUGGAGGUGCUUAAUCUUUAUGAGAAGUGGACAGAAGGAUCUUUUCCCUUUAAAUAUCUGGGAGUUCCUAUUGUGAUGGGUCGUUUGAAGGUUUAUGAUUUUGGUGAUCUGAUUGGUAAAUUUAAUAAAAAAGUUGCAGGGUGGAAAAUGAAAUUGAUUUCUACUGGGGGUCGUGUUAUUCUUUUACGUCAUGUUUUAUCGAGCAUGGCAACUCAUCUCAUGGUCGUCCUUCAGGUUCCCCAUGGUGUUUAUGUGGCGUUGAACAGGAUUAUGAGCUCCUUUUUUUGGGGUGAUCUUGAGGGGAGAGGAAAGAGGAAGUGGGUGGCUUGGAAAAAUAUUUGUCAUCCUACGGAGGAAGGCGGUUUGGGUAUUCGGGAUUUUGAGGAGAUUCAGAGGGCCUUACAUAUGAAAUUUGCUUGGCAUUUAAUUCAGGGGCAUUCUUUAUGGGCAGAAUUUUUCAGAGAUGGGGGUCCUAUUGGUGAUCAUUUUCCAGUUCUUGAGAGACCUUUGCUUCGAGUCAAAGAGUGUCGGCUUGAUAAUGGUUGGGAUACCUCUCUUUUGGAAAGACUAGUUGGUUCACAAAAAGCCGAAGAUCUGUUUCAGUUUUUGGCGACUAGGAAGGAUGGUCAGGAUAUCCUUAUUUGGAUGAGGGAUAAUAAUGGGGAGUUUAACACUAGAAGUGCUUGGGAUUGUAUCCGUGGGACAUAUGGAGGAUUUAAAUCACGUUCUCUGUACAGGCGAUUUUGCCAGAUGUAUUUGGAGGAUAGACGUUGCAAAGCUCGGAUGGAAGAUAAAGUGGAGUCAGUUCAGUCUGUUUGGCAUGUUAUCAAGCUAUGGAUUCGAAGGAUUAUGUCGUUAUUUAUGAAAGUCGCUAGGAUUUCUUUUCAAGAUGAGGCUAUUCUGAAAAGGUUGGAGAUCCCAGUUGUAUAUCCUAGGCCCAGGCAUAUUCGUGUGAUCAGGUGGAAACGGCCUCCCCAAGAUUGGAUGAAACUCAACUCGGAUGGUAGUAGUUUAGGGAAUCUAGGGCCGGCUGGCGCUGGGGGGGUUAUUCGUGAUAGUCUUGGUAGGUUGCACUCUGCUUACUCGGUUUUCUUGGGUCAGGGUUCUAAUAAUUUUGCUGAGUUGAGAAGUUUGUUGGAAGGGGUUAGGAGGUGUCAUCAAUUGGGUUUUUGUCGAGUUGAGAUUGAGGUUGAUUCCCAAUUGUUGGUUCGCUGGUGUACGAAGGGUAUGGAGUUUCGCAUGCACCAUGUUUUUCGAGAAGGUAAUGUGGUCGCCGAUUUUCUUGCCAAAAGGGGAGCUGGGGGUUUUAAUAUGGAUUGGUAUGCUCAUGACUCCUUACCUGAUCAGAUCCGUGGUGCUUUGGCUUUGGUCCUGGCUGUUUUGGUUUCUGGUUUUUACGUUUAG